Molecule: messenger RNA, 609 nt
Organism: Suillus clintonianus
Lineage: Eukaryota; Fungi; Basidiomycota; Agaricomycetes; Boletales; Suillaceae
Exons: 5
Coding region: 1-609 (202 amino acids)
Source: RefSeq, a predicted model, not a curated record
AUGGGAAGACAUCAAACCGUUGCUGUGCAGCACCGGACACAGCGUCAGGCCAAAUAUGGAUUCUCUCCCAAUGCGAUCGUAUGGCGGAAGGCGAAAAAACUAUUACCACAUCCAGAUAUUAGCGCCUCCAUAGAACCAGACGAUCCAGAGUGCCCGCCUGGGCCUUACAAAUGCUACGUGGAGGUCGGUGUCGACGCUGUUCGCAAGCGAACUCGAGUCUCUGCCCGCGGGCAGUACGCCUGGAAUGAGGCGUUUGAAUUUUCAGUGAGAGAGGACUGGCCUAUAUGCAUCCACUUGAUAGCAAAACGUGCUUUCUGCAAGGAUGUGCUCCUCGCAUCAUCUGGUGACUAUAUGCAGUUACCUACAUCAACACAAACGAAAGUCGUCUCACAAAUUUUGAGGCAUGUACAUGUACAAGGGCGGAAUGGAGGCCCUUCCAUAUAUCAGGCUAGCGUAACAUUAAAGCUUCAGCUGAUAGACCCGCAUCCUAUCACUGACCCAUCAUCCUCGGUUCAUGCCGAGGAGUCCUUUAUCGAGGACGUUGGUGAGCUCAUUGCGGCACCAAAUCUCUCCAGCGCAGAGCUCGGAGCAUUCAGCGGCAAGGUCUGA